This is a messenger RNA of Anthonomus grandis grandis, 1072 nucleotides long. RefSeq names its product THUMP domain-containing protein 1 homolog. Bases 227 to 1066 code for a protein of 279 amino acids. NCBI's taxonomy places the organism in Eukaryota, Metazoa, Arthropoda, Insecta, Coleoptera, Curculionidae. Gene Ontology annotation, molecular function: RNA binding. Gene Ontology annotation, biological process: tRNA modification. The record is from RefSeq and is a predicted model, not a curated record. The transcript has 2 exons.
GUUCAAGUUCCACUUCUCGUCUAAUGGUUGCUAUAUCGAGUUUCUGGGAUAAGGUUGUUCCUUAGGAUUACACGUUUUAGGCCUGCUUGGCAACGCAGGAUACUUUAAAAAUCGACCGCCUAAUUUCUGUUUAUGUUGUAACCUAACCUAACCUAACCCUACUUUUCUUUCUCAUAACAUUGAAUAAUUUUGUUGAUUCGGCCACUGUAAUAUUUUCUCAGCAAUCAUGAGCAAGGUACAGAAACCGUACAAAAGGCAAUUCUACAAUAGAAAUGCCCAAAAACGACCGACCAUUGACAUUAACCUAAAAGGAUUCUUAUGCAGCUGCAACAACAGAGAAAAAGACUGUGUGAGAGAGUCAUACAAUUUGUUAAACAAAUAUGCUGAUGUACUAUGGCCCCAGGUUAGUACUGAAGUUUCAGAAGAAAAAACUGAGGUUGAGGAUGAUCUGCAAAAGGAGCUCCAGGAGCUACACAAAGAGAAAAAGGAGACCAGAAGAUUCCAAGUAGUUGACUCGGGUGCAAAAAAUUUCCUUUUUAUUAAAACCACCCUAGAAGACCCAGUCAAGCUGGCUGAAAGUAUUGUUAAGGAAAUAUCUGAGAAGAAAAGUCAGGAAACAAAGUUUUUGCUUCGCCUAAUUCCAAUUGAGACCACAUGUAAGGCUUAUCUUAAAGAUAUCGAGAAGGCCUUUGAGCUAUUAUGUAAGAAACACUUUUCUUCACAAUCAAAGACUUAUUCCAUUGUUUUUAAUCACAGAAAUAACAAUAGUGUCUCAAGAGAUGAAGUUAUUAAAUCUAUUGCGGACAUGGUGGACAAGCAAGGCAAGCUGCACAAUCUAGAGCAUAAAGUGGAUCUCAAGAAUGCAGAAAUUUCAAUAAUUAUAGAAGUAGUUCGGGGCUUCGUUUUUAUUGGGGUAGUACCCAAUUUUAUUAAAUAUAAAAAAUAUAAUUUGUUAGCUUUUGUUAGUGAUACUGAAAGCACUAAUGCAGUUGAUGCUAAUGUAAAUGAUAUUGUUGAUAAGGAUGACAUAAUAGAAACGAGUGAAGAAAAUAAAGAAGUUAAAUGAUACAAA